CGGGGAAGUUAGUGGUUUGGUGUCAACGUUAAGGAGGCGAUGUCUAAGACAGAUAUAUAAGGACGUCGUUAUACACUACUCUCUCGCCAUCAGCUCAAUUCUCCAACUCAAAACAUCUCCAAACCACCUCUCUCUCAACAUGCGUUUCUUCGCCGUUGCCGUUCCUGCCGUCUUCGGCGCCCUCGCCUUCGCCGACCAGGAGACCGUCACCGUCAAGGACCUGACCAUCCGUGACAACAACGGUAUCCAGAUGGCCGAGUUCUCCCUCCAGGAGCCCAACGUCAAGUGCUCCGGCAAUGACUUCACAAACGGCAACGUCGUCACUUGCGGCGAGUCCAAGUACCGCUUCACCGUCACGGGCUCCAACAGCGACUACAAGCUCACUCUCUACCACGAGACUGGUCUUGCCGCUGGCCGCACCGGCUCCGCCAAGGCUCCUGUCUACUGCCACGCUGGCGGUAACGGCCAGAAUGACUUCGUCUGCUCCCAGGUUGAUGACCUCAAGGUCACCCUUGACUCCUAAGCGUUGGAAAAUGAUGGCCAUUCCUACAUGGUUAUUAUUUAGUUACUAAGUAUAAUCGAUAAUUUGGACGCUUAAAGAAAUCUAAGAGAUGUGACCAAUCUUGACUUGAUUUUCGGAUUCUUGCAAGAGCAACUUUGCGUAAAGUCACGGUGGCGUUACUUUGGCGUCCAGGUGUCGCAUGAGUCUUGAGAUAAGUGGAUAUUUGUUGAAUUGGUGAUGAUUUCCGUCCGGUUUGAGGCGGUGAAUUGAGAUAGGAGCUUGAGAUAGUGACUCGAGA
This is a messenger RNA of Aplosporella prunicola CBS 121167, 800 nucleotides long. RefSeq lists its product as uncharacterized. NCBI's taxonomy places the organism in Eukaryota, Fungi, Ascomycota, Dothideomycetes, Botryosphaeriales, Aplosporellaceae. The transcript is spliced from 2 exons. The record is from RefSeq and is a predicted model, not a curated record. Bases 140 to 523 code for a protein of 127 amino acids.